Penicillium manginii is the source of this 798-nucleotide messenger RNA. Its product is annotated as fungal specific transcription factor domain-containing protein. The transcript has a single exon. The coding region runs from base 1 to 798 and encodes 265 amino acids. Gene Ontology annotation, cellular component: nucleus. The record is from RefSeq and is a predicted model, not a curated record. NCBI's taxonomy places the organism in Eukaryota, Fungi, Ascomycota, Eurotiomycetes, Eurotiales, Aspergillaceae.
AUGAGUCCGGAAAAGGAACAUGAUAUCCUCGUUGAGAAUAAUCCGAAGUCAUCCAUUCUAGCAGAAAUGGUCCGCCUGAAUCGAAUACUCCUUCAAAUCAAUCAAUUCAAUAUCAGAGCAUCGGAAAACAACCUCGACUCGCAGUCAAUAAUGAGCGAUGUCGGAGACCUAUCGCAACAACUCGACAUUUGGUUUGAAGAGCUUCCUGACCACAUGCGAGAUAACCGAGAAAACCUCACUCGCUACUCCGAACAAGGACUAGGCCGACUUCUUGUUGCUCUGUACCUAGGGUACUACAACUAUGGUCAAAUGCUUUUCUACCGAUUUCUACACGAAGACUCACGGACCUUCGACAGCCGCACGCGUUACUAUGCGAACAAAUGCAAGUAUCACGCGAGUAAGCUGUGCGAGAUCGUCUACGCUUCGGAGGAAGUUCCCGGCUGUGAUACCAAAUAUAAUAUGGUGGGGCAUGUGUUGAUGAUUGCUUCAACAAUCCAAAUCCACACCUUGUUAUUUGAAGAAAACGCGGAUAUGUUGGCGACGGCGAGAAAGCGCUUAGAGAGAAACUUUUGUAUUCUGACCCAUUUGGUGAGCCUCUGGCCUACUCUGGAUGUCUGUAUGGAUCGUCUUAUGACGUUCCACGCAUCCUGUAGAGAGUCUGCAGAGACAAGCUUCUGCAUGGAUCAAUGGAUGGUACGAUUUCUGGUUGAGUUUGCCAAACCAGUGAGUGGAAAGGGCACUGAGGCCCAGCAUAAAAGUUCAUGGUCCCUAUCUAGUCUGGGUAUCAUUUCUCAUUAG